AGUUUAGGUUAAAACUUGGUGCAAACAAGUGAAAAGGCUGAGGAAGUGUUUCACUCGUACCGUCAGCUUUUCAUAAUGAGCGUAACGGUCUACAACGUCUCCUCCACCUCAGCCAGGGUGAGCUGGCCGGCAUCGCCCACCUGCCUGGACACAUUUUACAGUGUCAUGUACGACCCCAACUGGAACGGUUUGCUCAUGGGCUUCACUAGGAAAAGCUUCAAGCAUGAGGAGCGCAUCCCCGUCAGUCAGACCAGCACGCACCUGGCCAACCUCCUCCCCCAAACCGCCUACUUUUUGUGUGUGACGUGCCAGGCGGCCAAUCCGGUGCGGGACCAGUGCCAGGUGUUCAGUACUCAGAGCGAGAACAGCGAGGGCCACGACAGGGCGAGCUGGGAGCUUGCUGUGGGCGUGUGGUUGACCUGCUGCCUCUUGCUUCUGGUCAUCGCCGGCGUCCUGCUGUGGGGGUGCUUUCGCAACAUGUGCUCCAUCAUUCCGAGGCGAGCCGCCGACGGCUGCACCGUGGUGGCCAACUCUGCUCGGCAAGAUGUGUCCGAAUCAGGUCACCUCUUCACACCCAGAAGCAACAGCGUGGACAGCAUCAAACGUGCCACCAUCAUCCAGCCUUCGCUCAUGUCGACGCAGAUCGCCGGUCACGUAAUUACCCAAGACCAUGAGGAUGUUCGCUAAGCUGGCUCACAGAGAGCCAGCUUUAAUCAAGUGGAUUAAGGUCAUCAUAGUAUUGUUUUGCCCUGGCUGAAUUGUCACUGAGCACUUUUUACCUACUAAAUGAAAAUAAUAUUUGUCUUUACAAUGACAUUUUCAUUUGAUUCAUUCAAAUUCAUAUUUUUACACCAACAAGUUCAACAUGUAAGCUGUUCCACUGAUUU
This is a messenger RNA of Nematolebias whitei (Rio pearlfish), 887 nucleotides long. Its product is annotated as fibronectin type III domain-containing protein 9. Lineage: Eukaryota; Metazoa; Chordata; Actinopteri; Cyprinodontiformes; Rivulidae. Bases 76 to 687 code for a protein of 203 amino acids. The record is from RefSeq and is a predicted model, not a curated record. Gene Ontology annotation, molecular function: protein binding. The transcript has a single exon.